AUGGUAUCUACAGUAUUAGUUCAACGAAAUCUUACUCCGCAACAAGUAACUCGAGCCAUCGCGAAAUUAACACCCGAAACACUGGGAACAGAAAAACGACUCAGUUCACCACUGCAUAAACGACUGAUCAAAUAUCAUCGUGGUGGACAAUUUACUAGGAUUAUUGAGUCAAAUAACUGGUUUCUUGAGAAGAGUUUAUUGCUGUGUAUUCAACGUAUAUCACUCAGAAAGUUAAAACAAGAACAGCAACAACAACGUGAACAAGUUUUUCCAUUAUCACCAAUGGCUACAGCAUCAGUAAUGCAACAGCAAAAACAGUCAAAAGUCAAAAAUGUUUAUAAUAGUAAGUUUAUUUUGUAG
Molecule: messenger RNA, 360 nt
Organism: Thelazia callipaeda (thelaziosis nematode)
Lineage: Eukaryota; Metazoa; Nematoda; Chromadorea; Rhabditida; Thelaziidae
Source: the annotation of a GenBank genome assembly